Hevea brasiliensis (rubber tree) is the source of this 1967-nucleotide messenger RNA. RefSeq lists its product as uncharacterized. Gene Ontology annotation, cellular component: nucleus. The record is from RefSeq and is a predicted model, not a curated record. Gene Ontology annotation, molecular function: protein binding; promoter-specific chromatin binding. Lineage: Eukaryota; Viridiplantae; Streptophyta; Magnoliopsida; Malpighiales; Euphorbiaceae. The transcript is spliced from 12 exons. Bases 188 to 1693 code for a protein of 501 amino acids.
GUUGGUUCCGAAAUCUGGAAUAGACAUUACUUUUUAAAAUUCCAAAAUUACCCUGCCAUUCUCUCGUUCCCGUCUCUCUCUUGUUCUUCCCUUUGCCUCUCUCGUUUCUCUCUAUUCCUCUCCCCUCUGGUUAUUGUAUUCCCUCACUCUGAUUCUCUGAUGAACGAUCAACUGGAAGCUUCAUAGAAUGGCGGAGGAGGAAGCAAUCCAGGAGAACCAUAACACUUCAACUAUGGAAACUCAAAUCAACCAUAACAACGACAAGAAGGAUGUGGAUCCAGAGUUGUUCAGCUGCUUGCUUCAGCCGGCGACUGCUGAUUCUGAUCCUGAUUAUAUCGGUAUUCGCCGCCUCCUUCUCUAUCGCAAAGCUGAGUCUGGUGAUCUUCGCCGACUUGAUUGGAGAUGCAAUGGAAAAGGGUAUGUUAGCUAUCGUAAUUACAUACGCAGGCCAAGAAAUUGGGAAAAUCAACAAAUGCCAAGCUUCCAAAGCACUCCAGGGAAUAGUGGGCGAUGGCUUCAAUGUCCAAGUCCACUAUCCCAUUUGUUUGAGGUGGAGAGCUGGAGUUCUAGCAGGAACCUAACUGGCAAUCUGGCUUCAACUCAUAGAUCAAGUUUCAGCUCAAGUACAAGUGAUAUGGAUCAUCCACGUCGUCGAGGGGUUGAACCUGCAUAUUCUUUUGUUGGAAUGCAUUGUAUCUUUGAUCAAUGCAAAUCUGCUGUUACGGUUUUGAAGUUUGGGCACAUGAGUUCUGAUCUACUUGCUUAUGGGGCAGCAGACGGAACCUUGACAGUAUGCACUGUCUCUGAGCAACCUUCAGUCCUCAAACAAUUAAAGGGACAUUCAAGAGAUGUCACAGAUUUUGACUUCUCAUCCAACAAUCAGUACAUUGCGUCCUCAUCCAUGGAUAAAACUGUUAGAGUGUGGGAGUUGUCACAAGGCCUUUGCAUUCGAGUAAUAUAUGGAGUCUCUUCACAAUUAUGUAUUCGUUUUCAUCCUGUAAAUAAUAACUUCCUUUCAGCUGGCAAUGAAAACAAAGAAAUCACUGUAUUCAAUUUCAGCACUGGCAGGAUUAUUCAUAAAUCAGUAUUUGAUGCUAAGGUUACCUCUAUGGACCACGAUCACACUGGUCAGCUCAUUUUCUGUGGGGAUGCGCAGGGAUGUAUAUACUGUGUAAGCAUGGACUCACACAUAGGUGCCCUGUCACGUUCUCACCGCCAUCGAAAUAGCAAGAGUAAAUCUCCAGUGACGACUGUGCAGUACCGAAGUUUCUCCCUGUUGGCAGGAGGCCCUGUGUUGCUGACAUGCACUCAAGAUGGAAAUCUUUCUUUCUUCAGUGUGGCCUUGGAAAUACAAGGUUAUCUGACCCUACGUUGCUCACUCAAAUUGGCUCCUCGGUUACACAGCAUCCGGGCUUCUUUCUGCCCACUCCUUUCCCUUGAAAAAGGAGAAUAUAUAGUUGUCGGAAGUGAUGAUUCCAAUGUUUACUUCUAUGAUUUAACGCGGCCAAGGCAUACGUGUGUGAACAAGCUACAGGGUCAUCGUUUUCCAGUUAUUGGUGUUGCUUGGAACCAUGGAGAGAAUUUGUUGGCUUCAUCUGAUCUUUAUGGCAUUGUUAUUGUAUGGAAGAGAGCAAGGCAACUUCAAACAAACAUACAUGAUGACAAAUCUCAGACACAUACAUACAAGGAAUGAGGAAGGAAUUUAGCUUCUUUUCCCCUCCCUUUUUUCUUGCCUUGUUUAUCAGUUCUUUGUAAACUUCUGAAUCAUCGACAGCUUCUGCCAUGAUAUUUCUUGAAUUUUUGAAACUGUCUCGCACACAUAGGAAACCUGAGCUAUCAUUGUUUGUGCUAAAUUUUGUACUCAGUUUUGGAUAUGUGCAGAUGAAUAUUUGAAAAAUUAAUGAUCCUGUACAAUAUUAUUAACAACUUUUGUACAACUAUUUAAUUCUUGAGGCAAAAUUGCAUAA